This is a messenger RNA of Humulus lupulus (European hop), 663 nucleotides long. RefSeq lists its product as uncharacterized. The transcript has 2 exons. The record is from RefSeq and is a predicted model, not a curated record. NCBI's taxonomy places the organism in Eukaryota, Viridiplantae, Streptophyta, Magnoliopsida, Rosales, Cannabaceae. Bases 1 to 663 code for a protein of 220 amino acids.
AUGGAGUUCUCUUACAAUAAUAGGUGCCAGUCUACUAUUGGAUUGGCUCCCUAUGAGAUGCUAUAUGGGUGCAAGUGUAGAUCUCCCUUGCACUGGGAUGAAAUUGGAAAGAAACAGAUAGUAGGCCCCGAGGCAGUCGGGGAAGCCAGUGAGGUAAUUGAGAAAAUUCACCAAAGAAUGCUUACUGCUCAAAGUAGGCAAAAGAGAUAUGCAGACCUUAAGAAAAGGGACAUCGCAUUUUCAGUAGGCGAGUUUGUGUCUUUUAGAGUCUCGCCAAUAAAAGGAGUUAUGUGUUUUAGCAAGAAAGGGAAGUUGAGCCUGAGAUAUAUAGGUCCAUUUGAAAUUUUGGACAGAGUUUGGCAAGUUGUGUAUGGUUUGGCACUUCCCCCUACACUCUCUAAAACGCAUAAUGUCUUUUACAUCUCGAUGUUGCGUAAGCACAUGUCGGAUCCCUCCCAUGUCUUGAGUUAUGAGCCGUUACAGUUGAUGCAGGACCUGAGUUACGAUGAACAGUUUGAGCGUAUCAUUGAAGAGGGAGUCAAGCAACUGAGGUUCAAGAAGAUUCCAUUAGUUAAGGUUCUGUGGAAGAAUAUUACGAAGAGAGAAGCAACAUGGGAGCUAGAGGAGGACAUGAGAGAAAGAUACUCCGAGUUGUUUGCUUAA